Molecule: messenger RNA, 638 nt
Organism: Aphanomyces invadans
Lineage: Eukaryota; Oomycota; Saprolegniomycetes; Saprolegniales; Verrucalvaceae
Exons: 1
Coding region: 137-619 (160 amino acids)
Molecular function (GO): phosphatidylinositol binding
Source: RefSeq, a predicted model, not a curated record
AGGAAGACCACCCUAUGCAAGAACCGCAACUUUUCCAAGAUACUUUGCCGACCUCCGAGCGCGACGACGCCCAUCGUGCGGCCAUUUUGCAAAGCGACGUUCGCCGCCAACACUGUUCGCCUGCCGCAAAACAUACAUGCCCAAGAUUGAAUCCACCCCACGGACGAUGAGCAUCCUCAACUGGGGCCGCGCGACCGUCGAGUCGACAAAACGAGACAUCGUCACGUUCAAUAUCCUUGUCCACUCGAACGUGCCGUUGAGCCUUCGAUCCACCGGCCCCGACGCGUAUGUCGUACGACGACGGUUCCGCCAAUUCGCCCAACUCCACCAACAAUUAACCCGUGAAGGCUUCAUCCUCCCCGACUUGCCCAAGGUCGACGUGAUCACCAACUUGCUCAUCAAACUCACCCCCGACACGACCCUCGUCGAACGCCAAGAACAAUUGCAGCACGUCCUCGACACUGUCAACAGAUCCCGCGACAUGCAAAGCACCCACGCGUACGCUGCCUUCAUCGGGCAACCACCCGAGCUGAAAACAGGUUACACGUCGUUGUCAGAGUACCAGUCGAGUGAGAUUGUCGUGACCAUAACGCGGGCCAAGUCGGCGUCCGUGCCAUGAAGCCUCGUCAUCCAACACU